AUGCAUCACCCUCAAAAGAAAAAGAAUCAAUUAAAAAAGCCUGGAUGGCGGCCUCCUAACUGGGCUUUUGCUUGUGUGUGGACAUAUUUGUAUUCUACCAUGGGUUAUGCAUCGUACCGAGUCUGGGUGGAGCUCGACAAACCUGAUCUUCUGGCACCUGCUAGCCUGCCUUCACCCCUCAAGCUCUUUAUUUUGCAAAUUCUGCUGAAUUGGCUGUGGACACCUAUUUUCUUUGGUCUAAAGCAAAUUACUAUGACUUGCAGUGCCCUCGGAAAGACUGAUGCUGAAGCGAUGGUUGAGACUUCCUGUCACAAUGAACAGAAUUUGCAAGAAGAGGGUUCUGCUCUUUAGUCUGGCCCUGAAUGUGCUCAUCUCGCUCUGCUGUAUUUUGUUCUUCUAUGCGAGUCUUGGAUGCAAAAAUAGUUACAUUAAAUAUGAAAGUUUACCUGAGUGUCAGUGUGAGACGAUGCUUGGUUUAUCAUCAUCACAAGACACAGUUGAGCAGAUGGAGGAAUCUAUAA
Molecule: messenger RNA, 521 nt
Organism: Cherax quadricarinatus
Lineage: Eukaryota; Metazoa; Arthropoda; Malacostraca; Decapoda; Parastacidae
Source: RefSeq, a predicted model, not a curated record